AUGCCUCCUCACAGACUUAAUUCGCGCUCGCAACGCAUCCCACCACGUGAUUUCCGAGUUUCUGAGAACACGAUACUACCACAAGUACCGAUGAAUAUCACAAGACCGCAGACGCCAAUAAUACCAUCGAUUCCGACCCCCACAAUGAUAUCAACUAUGAUUGCGACACGUGGAGUCACAAUCGAAGUUAUUUCACCCAAUAGCGACAUGAGCCGCACCAAUCUGGAGUUCGAGAACAUCGCAAGAGCCGCUUUUGAAAUAGCAUAUAGCGACGAUCCGAGCAUAUCUUCUGGUGAGCUUGACGUUGAAGAAGAUUUGGAAGAAGAAAAUCGGUUCAACACAGCUCUGUACUAUCAUGAUGGGGGCAUGAGAAGCCUGAGUGUGAAAAUACUAUUCGAUUCCACGUAUCGAAUCGAGGCUAUCAAGGAAAUAAUCGAGUCUGUGGAUGUGGAAACACUUGAUUUGGAGGAUAAUUGUAGCAUUUGCAUUGAGCCAUAUGCCACGGCUACCACUCUAAGCGAGCCUGAUGCAGUGGUAACUAUUCCAAAAGAGGAUAUCAUUUUUAUCAUUGCAAACGGUUUCGAGGAUUCGAUCGAUACCUCAAACGAUGAAAAAAAUUCGAUCAUCAUCUCAAAUGAGCCACAUCACGAUAAAGUAAAAAUGAAGGCGUGUGGGCAUGCCUUCGGUAGACGGUGUAUCACAAAAUGGUUGAAGGAGAAUAACACAUGCCCAAUGUGUCGUGGGAAAGUGUCACUACCUGCGCCGUUUCAUAUACGGGUCUGGGUAGUGUAA
Molecule: messenger RNA, 792 nt
Organism: Botrytis byssoidea
Lineage: Eukaryota; Fungi; Ascomycota; Leotiomycetes; Helotiales; Sclerotiniaceae
Exons: 1
Coding region: 1-792 (263 amino acids)
Biological process (GO): protein ubiquitination
Cellular component (GO): cytoplasm
Molecular function (GO): zinc ion binding; ubiquitin protein ligase activity
Source: RefSeq, a predicted model, not a curated record